Molecule: messenger RNA, 3198 nt
Organism: Lineus longissimus
Lineage: Eukaryota; Metazoa; Nemertea; Pilidiophora; Heteronemertea; Lineidae
Exons: 2
Coding region: 115-2121 (668 amino acids)
Molecular function (GO): zinc ion binding
Source: RefSeq, a predicted model, not a curated record
UCGGAGUACGUGGUUGUGCAUGUGUGCUGUUGGUCGUUCUAUACACAGACCUUGGUCGUUCUACUUUGGGUUCAUAUAUGGUCUUAUUGCGUCAGAAUUUCAAGAUAUUAGAAUAUGACGUCCAAGGUGAAUGAUGCUAACAUAGAGGUUCAACCAAUUUGUCCGAUCUGUUUAGAUGCGCCAGCAACGCUGAAGGUUGGCACCACCUGCAAUCACGUGUUCUGUAGGAAUUGCCUGAUAAACCAUUUGAAACGUGCCCACCCAACCAAUGACAAAUUCUCGUGCCCCACUUGUCAGGUCGAGUGUCCACUUCCGACAAAUGGUAUUGAUGGUUUGAUGGCUGCGAAUACCAUCCACUCCGAACGAGCAACUGGUACUGCUGUGGCAACUCUUCAGUCCACGCCCAACGAAUCAGGUGCGGAGGGAGAUCGAGCUUUCGGAGGGGAAAGCGAUGGGCAGCAGUGUUGUCAGAUUUGUAAAUUUACUAAGAACACCAGUAUUGAUGCUGAUAAGAUAUGUCCGGACUGUUGUAACCUUCACCUCUGCAAGGAAUGUAUCUCGGUGCACCGUAAGAACGAGAACACCAAACACCAUCAAUUGAUUCCCUUCCGACCGAAGAACGCAGGCGUGGAGGGGAGAUGUGCUGCACAUGGGCAAUGGAUCACAAGUUACUGUUGUACUUGUUCUACACCAGUGUGCAGAGUCUGCGUUCAUAUUGCCCACGGGGAGCACACCCUGAAGAGCUCGGUUGAGGUGUUUCAUGAGAAGAUCGAAGAAGUUCGAAGCAAGAAGGAAGAACAAGAGAGGCGGUUGAAGAUGUUUUCAAGUCGUGAGAAUGCGUUGAAGGGUCUUGGGUGCCUUUCAGUAGAAAGGAAGGACACAUUGGUCAAAGCCGUUGAAGAUCAAGCAGAAAAGUGUGUGGAGCAGAUCACAAAUCAAAAGGAGGAAUUGAAAGAGAGGAUUGAAGCUGAUUUCAAACCAAUUCUCCAGCUUACUGCGUGUGUGGAUACAAUUCCAUUAUAUAGAACGAAGAUGUGUGGUCUGGUUGCCGAGGUUGGAAAGUUGUUGUCAAGCGCAGAACCAUGUCUCCCUGACCUAGAUAAACUGUCUUCCAUCGGUGAUCGGAUAGAUGAGACUUCAAAACUCACUGAAGAGAAAAAUGGAGAUGAAAAUGACUACUUGGUAUCGUACUCUGAACUUUGGCAGAAACUUCCGGCAUUUGUUCCGAGGGUUACGGACUGCAACUUUGGAUCUAUGGCAACCACUGGCAAGAAGUGGGGAAUCGACUGUUGUAAAUUGAUCUUCGAGGAGGAACCCCAGAGUGAUGACAAAGCUAAGUUCAUUCCCUGUGUUACUGCGCUUGGAAAUGAUCUCUACGCAGUCGGGAAAUCAAAUCACGGUGGUGAACCGGCGGAUGCCAUUGAUGUUUACAGAUAUCCCGGAGUCCAUCAACUGUCUAUCAGAGAACAUGCCGGCCCAGCAUACGACAUGGCUGCAACCUCUGAUGGGAAAUUAGCUGUCCUUUCGGAUGGAACGACAAAGAACUAUUGUUGUGUCAAAUUGUUUGAUCCUACGGCCGGUUACCUGCGAUCUAGCAAAAAUCUUGAUGUUCGUGGCUGGCUGUCGUUUGACAUCAACAUACAUCACCAGUUCGUCAUCCUCAGCAAUGAUGGGAAUCGAAAGGUAACCAUCUUCAACGAAGAUGGCACCGUUGUUCUGAGACAUUCAAUUGAUGUAAAUGAUUAUGACAUCAUGAACACGGCGUGCAGGAUCGCUUGCAGUAUCCGCCAUAUUUAUGUCAUGGGAAAGCAAGGCUUGGCCAUCUAUCAAUUGGAAGAGUGUGGUUUGACUCUUGUUAAGGUUAGUAAUGGAAGUAUAAGCGGUGCUAGCAUCAUGGCCGAUAUUUCUGCAAGCUGUUUUGACAGGCUUGCUUUUUGUUACAUUAAUAACGAUAAUUCGCGGAUUGUCACAUAUAACAGUCGUGAACUGCUCAAUCGAUCCUUAUGGAAAUCCAAAAUAAGGCAACAGGGUGGUAAUAUGGUGGCAAGAAUUUCUGUGCGAGGUGACUACGUCGUGUCUUCUCAGGGAGCCACGAUCAGAGUUUUUCAAUAUGUAUCGUGAGUGAGUCCACUUUUUCAGUAUAAAGACACAGGUGACAUUUUCACUCGCCAAAUGAAAGAGAUGUCUUGACGCUGUCUGUGGACGCGGUGCUUUGCAUGGAACCGCAUUAACGUUCUCUGAGAGGCAAACCAUGAUGGUGUUCCUUUUAACGUCAUAAGACCACGCGAUAUUGUUGAUAUCUAUCAUAAAAUGGGUGUGACCCACAGAUUACCAUCGAUUAUCAUCGACAACCUAGCUCAUUGGCACACCAGCAUUUAAACUGGCUGAUUAGAAUGGAGGUGAUAGUACAAAUAUUGGACAAUAACAGGAAUGUUUUUGGCCAAAGGAAAUACAGUUAUUGUAGACAGAAUAUAGAAGAUAUUAUCGUUUCGGCAUUGAUUCCGGCGUGAUAUCUGUACGGUUUUAAUGCAUUCCAGAUCACUCUAUCGAGAACAUAACCAGAAGACCGUGGCAAAAUCACUUUAACCUGUCUAAAGGCAGAUACAAAAUGUACUUGAGUGUCUAGCUUGGAUGCAGUAGGAUCAGAACGCCGUACGGUUCCUUUACCUUCUUAUAAACAGUUAGGUGAAUAUGUAGGCCACAUGAUUAUACUGCUUGUUUGUUUACGUUGACUUAUCACAAAGUGGUUUCUUCCCAGUGAUAUCAAUAGCCAGCACUAUAAUAAGCGGGAACAGAGAACGGUGCCGCCAAGCCGGGAGUUGCCAAGUCUGAUGGCAAAUUUAUUUGUCAUUGCCAGCCGGAAGGCAAGAAAGGGGCGAUUGUUUCUCAUCAGCUGUCGUACUCACCUAAAAAUCGUGGGUAAGAUAUUCUACACUGAUUGACACAUCGGGAAGGCACCUAACUAUGAUUACCACAUUCGUCAAUAUUGACUUGAAUUGCGAGACGUAAAUAAAACGUUAUCUUGUGCGCCUAUGAUGCUUUUCUUAUUUGUGAAGGACUCUCAAGUAUACAGGGUGAUCCAGAAAAAACGCAAAUGGAUACCACUACCAGGGGGUUAAACCAUUGAUAUCAGUGAAUGUAGAAUCUUUCUAGGAGAGGAAUAAUGCCCGCACUUACAUGUACGCUGCAUAAGGGGAC